Messenger RNA from Theobroma umbraticum, 1305 nucleotides. RefSeq names its product expansin-B3-like. Lineage: Eukaryota; Viridiplantae; Streptophyta; Magnoliopsida; Malvales; Malvaceae. The record is from RefSeq and is a predicted model, not a curated record. Gene Ontology annotation, cellular component: plasmodesma; extracellular region. Gene Ontology annotation, biological process: sexual reproduction.
UGUAACUCUGAACACUGUCUUCAGUCUAAUGCUCGAUGCAAAUCAAAACUGUUGGCAGAACAAGCUAGCUCUAUUACCUGCAUUUUUCUAGCUAGUUUUUCUUUUAUUUUUGCUUUUCAUCUUAAUUUGCAACAUUCAAGGCUGAAACAAGUGGUGGCACCGCCAGUUAACACAAUGCAGCGCCGCCGUGGAUUCAUUGGGGUUGUUGCAUUAUGUUGCCUAGUGUUGUUGGAGUGUUUGAAGGUGUCUGGUAAGGUUCCAGCUCCGGGAAAAGUUUCUGACCUACAUUGGCAUCCAGCCACCGCCACUUGGUACGGCAGUCCUGACGGAGACGGUAGCGACGGAGGGGCAUGUGGGUACGGCUCGUUAGUUGACGUGAAGCCACUUAGGGCCAGGGUGGGAGCGGUGAGCCCAGUGCUGUUCAAGAACGGGGAAGGGUGUGGGGCAUGCUACAAAGUUAGGUGCCUAGACAAGAGCAUAUGCUCAAGGAGGGCCGUGACCAUCAUUGUAACCGACGAGUGCCCUGGAGGGUACUGCGCCAAUGGCCGCACCCACUUCGACCUGAGUGGUGCAGCCUUUGGCCGCAUGGCUAUAAACGGUGAGAGUGCACAGCUCAGGAACCGAGGCGAACUCCCAGUCGUUUACAGAAGGACCCCAUGUAAAUAUCCUGGGAAGAACAUUGCCUUCCAUGUUAAUGAAGGUUCAACUGAUUAUUGGCUAUCUCUUCUGGUGGAGUUUGAGGAUGGAGAUGGAGAUGUUGGGUCAAUGCAUAUAAGAGAAGCAAAUUCUGAUGAGUGGUUAGAGAUGAAUCAUCUAUGGGGAGCAAAUUGGUGCAUAAUUAGGGGACCCUUGAAAGGACCAUUCUCGGUGAAACUAACAACACUAUCAACAGGAAGAGCGCUCUCUGCAAGGGAUGUCAUUCCAAGAAAUUGGUCGCCAAAAGCAACUUACACCUCUCGCCUUAACUUCUUCUAACCGUGGAAAGUAAUGCCAAUUGGUUCAUUGCACCCUAGUCCCCAUGACACAAAAAGUAUUCGUUGUCCCCCUCCUCCUUUUUUAAAAAAGAGAAGGUAAUCGUUGGACAGCAUAAUAGCAUCCAAGGGUCUUUCUUCUUCUGUUUCCACCCCACGAGUUUUCUCUACUUUAGUAGUGUGCAAGUGGUUGUAGAUGUAGCCCUCUCCAAAGGAGAGAGUGCGUUUAGUAUCGUUCCUGCCAUUCGUGUUUGAAUGUAAGUUUGUGGCCCAAUGGAUUUUAAUGAAAUUUGGAGCAUUGAAUGUAAGAGUACUAGUAUUUAUUGUGUGUCAA